This is a messenger RNA of Colletotrichum godetiae, 1241 nucleotides long. Its product is annotated as Metallo-dependent phosphatase-like protein. Gene Ontology annotation, molecular function: hydrolase activity. The record is from RefSeq and is a predicted model, not a curated record. The coding region runs from base 16 to 804 and encodes 262 amino acids. NCBI's taxonomy places the organism in Eukaryota, Fungi, Ascomycota, Sordariomycetes, Glomerellales, Glomerellaceae. The transcript is spliced from 5 exons.
GGCGAUUUCGUGAACAUGCAAGUUAUUGUGGGUCAUAACGGCGCACCCUCGCCAGAGACAAUGUAUCUUUUCAAUGGGGAUAUCGUCGACCGAGGCCCAUACUCUUGCGAGUGCAUUCUCCUGGUCUUCACGUUGAAGAUUCAAUUCUCGAAGUUCGUGUUUGUCAAUAGAGGCAAUCACGAAAGUGAGCCCAUCAACAGAGAAGAGGGUUUCUUUCACGAAGCGCAACUGAGGGUAGGUGAAGAGGUUCUCCAACUAAUCCACAAAUGCUUCAGAAGCAUCCCUCUCGCUACGGACGACGGGAAGUCUUUUUUUGUCAUCCACGGCGGGCUCGCAGUGCAAGAAGGCGGAACGCCGGCUUCGCUUCAAGACCUGCAGAGUAUACAAAGAAGAGUUGACCCGACGAAGGGGCGAGACCUCAUGACGCAACUGUUGUGGAAUGAUCCCUCCCAGGAUCGCGGGGUGACAAAUAGCUCUCGAACUGGCUGGGGUUUGCAGUACGGGUCUGACAUCACGGAUGAAUUCCUCAAGAAGCAUGGCUACAAAUUCGUUGUUCGGAGUCAUCAAGAAAUACCAGGAGGGUUCAAAGAGAAAGACCGCUGUAUUACCAUAUUCUCGGCCAACUUUGAAUGUGCAACAUCAUUAGAGAUUGAGAAAAAUGGAGAUCACAAGUGCCACCGCAUAGAUUCUGUCAAGAGUGAGAAGCAAGAGGAACUCUAUUAUAAGUGGCUUGGUUGGUCCAGUACUUCGGAAGUGAUCCAUCAACACAGCAGUGACUCUGAAUUUCGAAGGACCAGGGCGUAACGAGCGAAUCUUUGAAUUCGUUGGCUUAGCGUGCAAUAGACGAAACACAGGAUUCAUCAUCAUAUUUGUAGCAACUGGAGAUCUUUCGCCCAUUGAUUCCAGUCGCGAUACGACAGAUUCGGUGAAAGUCGAUGCUGCCACAGAUGACGACCAUCACACCUCUGUGUACCGUCCAAAGAGGUUGCAAAGUUGCGUGGCCAACAUGAGAUGCGUAGGGUCUGCUUGCGGGCUUACCGUUGAAAGUGCGACGGUUACAAUGACGUGAAUCUCUGCUCACCUGACCUGCGGACGUAUCGAAUCCAGCGACUCUGAGACCAUCAUUCGACCCAGCGUACAGCUGGAACUCUGAUCCCGACGUGGCGCUGAGUUGCCAAAACAAGGUGUCGAUGAAGCCUGGUAUCUCCUGUGGGCAUCAUUGAAGAAUUCCGCUCCCUACG